AUGGAUGUGGACAAUGCCAGAUCAAGUAGAGACAUUAAGGAUCUAGAAGUGACCUCAAAUGCUUCAACAAUACACACGAUGAGUAUAAUCAUAAAGAGAUGGAUGCGGAUGUUUGUGGUAUUUGCUGUAUCAAUGGUCAUAUCAUCAAGGCACAGAUUUGGAGAAAUUAUGCCGAAGGAAGUAGAGCUUAUGAAUAGCCAGAUAGGAUAUGCAACAAGAAGGUUUGAUUCAUCGGGUGUUUUGCCUCUUCCAGGUCUUAUUUUGUAUUUAAUUCAUUCGAUAUGUUCAUUUGUGGGUAUUCCAUGGGAUUUGUCAUCGGUUCACACAUACAGGUUAGCCAGCCAGGUAUUGUUUUCAAUUUCAAUGGCACAAGUGUACGAACUGUCUAGAGAAGCAUACAGCAGCAAGAUAUCAUGGAUUAUUGCACUAUCCCACAUACUGCUAUCGGCACGCGACAGAUCUAUAUUUGUUGCAUCUGAUUUACUCUCGGUGUAUUUAGCAUUUCUAGGUUUGGCUCAGCUCAAAAAACAGCGUAUUAUUGCAUCUGGUAUUCUUCUGGGAUUCUCGGUAUCAUCUGGAUGGGCUGCCUUACUGAUUAUGUUGCCUAUGAUAAUGCUGUACCUGACUAGCAUGUUUUCAUUUGUGACCGAUUCUAGAAAUGCACUACGUACAGCGAUGUGUAUGGUGUUUAAAAGAGCGAUAGUAUUCGUUGCUGUUCCAAUGUCAAUAUAUCUGCUGUCUUUCUAUGCUCAAUAUGCAAUCCAGAACAUACACUCAGAGCAUGCGAAGGGAUUUUCAAUAGAGUUCCAGGCAUCACUGCACGGUAGUACAAACACGCCUUCAGACAAGUAUCUCAUGGACAGAAGCAAUGUGAGUAUUCUAAAUCAGAAGCACCGCUCGUAUCUUGUUAUGAAAGACGGCAUGCUGACAUGUUCUGAACAUCAAGACAGCAGCUCCACAUGGACGAUAAUUAAGCUUCAUCUGAUGAGCAGCAAGGAGUCAAGCACAGAAGAAGACAGAUACAUUCAGAAUGGGGAUCUUGUAAAGAUAGUCAAUACAGACACAGCAAUGUGUUUGAGAGUUGCAUCACAGGACAAAGAAGAUAAGUUCAAGAGUGUUGUUGGAUUUGCACAAGCCGAGAGCCAAGCAGACGAGGAUGAUAUCUGGCAGGUGAUUGGAGAUUCCUACAUUUUUUCCAGAACGUCUCUUAUAAGAUUCAAGUAUUACAAGACAUCUGCUGAGCUGUGCGUCAGGAAUCUCUGCACAAAUAAUGAUGGCGAUAAUAGCGGUGGGCCAAACGACAAAAAAGAGCUAUUGCAGUCUGCAGAUGCAUCAUUGCAUAGCAGUCACGACUCCAGAUUGUUCUACAUAAGCGACAACAGAAACCAUGAAUUCUUCAGAGCAAGGUUUUCCGAUGGUCGUCCAAAACAGUCUGUUUUCUAUUUCCCAGCUAAGGGACUCUUUGCGAAGACUGUUGAACAUCAUUUAAAAUCUCUAUUCCAUCGUCAGCUGUCUGACAGUACGUGGAAUGUGCUCAGGAGAUACUUCACUGCUUUAUUAUCUAAAAAUGCAUUGUAUUCAAUUGACAGCAGCUUGCUGCUUGAUCUCUUGGUAUCUGCAGCAUCUAUUUCCUUUGUAUUAGUUAUUGUAAUAAACCAUGUGCUUUACAUGAAGUAUGGAGUGAACAUCAUGAGGCGCUUCAGCGGCAUAGAUGCGAGUGCAGAUCAUGUUUUCGUAAGCAUCGCGUAUGUUUGUGCAAUAUUCGCAAGUGUUACGUUUGGUGUAGGCAAUUAUUUUGCGAAGAUUCUCAAUGUAUGGAUUGCAUUGGGAUUUGUAUCAUUCUGUGGAGUUUGGUAUGUUAUUGUUGCGUUUUCAAUAGUUGCCGCAUUAUCAGUUAAUGCAUUCAUAUCGAGUAAUAUAUAA
This is a messenger RNA of Ordospora colligata OC4, 1923 nucleotides long. RefSeq lists its product as uncharacterized. NCBI's taxonomy places the organism in Eukaryota, Fungi, Microsporidia, Ordosporidae. The transcript has a single exon. The record is from RefSeq and is a predicted model, not a curated record. The coding region runs from base 1 to 1923 and encodes 640 amino acids.